AUGAAGCAGCUUAUCAAAGACGGGUUGACAACUUUCGACUGGCAUCUCAGUGGUCACUUCUGGAAUAGACUGGACAACCUUUUUACAGUAUGUGGAGCUAGAAGACCAAACAAACAAACAAAGAAAGGACAUGAAAGUGGAAUUGAUCUACAAAAGGGAGAAUUAAGCUUCUGCAGAUUCCUAUCAAAAGUUAUGGGACGGUUUGGAGAAGACAUCGAAUUAGAAAGAGCAGCCCUACAUCUGGUCCUGCUACAUCUUAAACGUAGAUGUAGACGCAGGGCGACACCUAACGGAACACAAUACAGAUAUUCUGUUGACUGGCCAAAGGAAGAUGACACGUUGAUCGUUGAGUUCCUUCGUGGCAUGGUAAACUGUGAAAUGGACGUGGAUCGGCAAACAAUAUCGGAUGCCAGCCGACAUGGACUUAUGCCGUACGGAAACGCCACCAAGCCUCUCAGCAUGCUGUUUAGAAUCAACCUGUCUAACAGAGGACAUGGACGUACAUAUACACAUGACACUGAGGUCACGAUUGGCAGACACUGGUUGUGCAAUGUGAUGAUCAAAGUACCGAUCACCCUGUUGUCCUGUCGACCUACGUUCCUCAUCACUCGCAGUGGUAACCCUGGUGACUGGUGCCAAUAUACAGCCAGUCAUGCCAUUAAAAAAGAAGGGGAGGUAUAUUUGUCCGCUACCAUCUCGUGUUGCCCACAGUACGUUUUGGCUGUAACAUCUGACCGUUGGCCUGGCAUUCCACCUGCCAUCCAACAGGAGAAUGCCAUAGAAUACGUCCUCACUAAAAAGGGAGAUGUCUUCUACCUUCCUGGACUGUGCAAGAAAAUAGUAUUUAUGUUUCCAGAGGACUGUGUCACGAUAGAUACGAAAAUCACGAUAUUGCUGGAGCCUGGAAAGACAUUUCCCAUGGUACAUGUCUUGGCUACUCGCGACGUGUCAGGACCAAUCACAGUUCAGUUCAAGAGAAAAAGGCACUACCAAUCCCAAACUGGCGAUGUCCCGGAAAUUCAGCUUCUAACAAAGGAAGGAGAUCUGGAAUGGAAGGCAGGAAAUCCAGGGGCACAGACCUAUCUAAGUGACUUGAGCAUUCAGAUAAAUUGUCUUCGGAAAGGUGUAAAGACAUCCAUCACUGCCUGUAAGUCCAACUACGUCUUCAACAUGAGAAGAGAAUCCCUGUCGGCGAGUACAGAAAAAAAUCCCUACGCAGCAUUGGCGUAACGUCGGUUGCAAACUUGGAUUUUCACAACAGAGACUGACGCAAAUCGAAAAGAAGAAACAUAGGUCACAGGAGACAAAGACUUGCAUUGUUUUCCAGGAAAUACGCGAGACCUGGA
Molecule: messenger RNA, 1346 nt
Organism: Pecten maximus
Lineage: Eukaryota; Metazoa; Mollusca; Bivalvia; Pectinida; Pectinidae
Exons: 10
Coding region: 1-1230 (409 amino acids)
Source: RefSeq, a predicted model, not a curated record